GAGCGGAAUAACUUGUAUGACAUCCUGCAGAUGUCGACACCAAUGUCUGUUGUCUUUAACGAAAUAAUCAAGAAACAGUAAAUGACGUUCGAGGAUUGAAUCCGAGAGGAAAUUUAUUUAAAAUUUGUGUAGACAGUAAAGAUAUUAAUAGUUGUUUUUGUAACUUAUCAAUAUUGUUACUAACUUUUCCGCCUAUCCUUUGCGGCUCAAUAUCACGCGACGGUAUAUGUAUACAUACCAUAGUAACACAGCGAUGCAAUACGAUCAUGCGAAGACGGUUAUCAUUUUCAUUUAUUUCGCACCUGAUCCCACAAUGAUGAACGAUGAUUGUACAGUUUAGUGAAAUGAUGUUUAUACAGACAAAUGAAUUAAGGCCCGAUUCGUGCUAUUGAUUCAAAGGUUCAAAGAUAUCAUUCUGGCUUGUUGGAAAGCCAAACAGCUGAAAUGGAGUCGGCGGGACAGAAUCAGGUGCAGAAUGCUUUCAAUAAUACUGAUGGGACUGAAAACAAAGGAAGUUGUUUGUUACUCCGAUAUGCUAGUCAAAAUUCAUUGGAUGAAAGUUCACAAAAGCAUAUACCACGUGAAAGUGGACGAGACAAACCACCAUAUAGGAAUCAUCAUCAUACAAAUCGGGCUUUUGAUGUUAUCAAUGAAAUGCGAAAAAAAAAUUUAUUAUGUGAUGUGAUUCUGGUGGCUGAUGGAGGAUUGGAAGUACCUGCGCAUAAAAUGGUUCUUGCUGCAUGCAGUCCUUAUUUUUAUGCUAUGUUUACAAGUUUCGAAGAGCGAGAUCAAGAAAGAAUAACUCUGCAAGGUGUGGAUUACUCAGCGCUUGAGUUAUUGGUGGAUUAUGUAUAUUCCGCAGAAGUGCAUGUAACUGAAGACAACGUGCAAGUGUUAUUACCAGCUGCUAAUCUUUUGCAAUUAACUGAUGUUCGUGAUGCCUGUUGUGACUUCUUACAAGCUCAAUUGCAUCCAUCAAAUUGCUUAGGAAUUCGUGCAUUUGCAGAUCUUCAUGGUUGUCUAGAAUUACUGUCACAUGCAGACAGUUAUAUCGAACAACAUUUCUCGGAGGUAGUGGAUGGUGAAGAGUUUUUAACAUUGGCACCUCAACAAGUUGCUAAAUUGAUUUGCAGUGAUCGUUUAAUGGUACCAUCAGAAGAAAAAGUGUUUGAAUGCGUGAUAUCAUGGGUACAUCAUGAUUUGGAAAAAAGACAAGCUCAUUUAGCUCAAUUAAUGGAACAUGUACGUUUACCUUUGUUAUCCCAAGAAUACUUAGUACAACGUGUGGAAGAAGAACCACUACUUAAAGCAAAUUUACAAUGUAAGGAUUUCUUAAUCGAAGCUUUGAAAUAUCAUUUACUUAAAGGAGAACAAAAGUCGUUAUUUAAAACGCCUCGCACAAAACCCAGACAACCAAGGGGUUUACCAAAGGUAUUAUUAGUAGUUGGUGGACAAGCUCCAAAAGCAAUCAGAAGCGUUGAAUGUUAUGAUUUUAAGGAAGAAAAAUGGUAUCAGGUAUCUGAAUUGCCUACACGUCGUUGUAGAGCUGGUUUAUCCGUCCUUGGUGGUCGCGUUUAUGCUGUUGGUGGAUUUAAUGGAUCGCUUAGAGUACGAACAGUUGACAUUUACGACGCAGCUACAGACCAGUGGUCACCCUGUCCAGAAAUGGAAGCGAGGAGAUCAACCCUUGGUGUAGCGGUCCUUGGGAAUUGCAUUUACGCUGUUGGCGGUUUUGAUGGUUCGACGGGUCUAAAUUCCGCGGAGGUAUACGAUCCGAGAACUCACGAAUGGCGAUUAAUCGCACCGAUGUCAACGCGUAGAAGUAGUGUCGGUGUGGGUGUUGUUAAAGGAUUACUAUAUGCUGUUGGCGGUUAUGAUGGAGCAUCCAGACAGUGUCUUUCUAGCGUUGAAUGCUACAAUCCAGAAAAAGAUCAGUGGAAGCCGGUGCCUGAUAUGUCUGCACGUCGCAGCGGAGCUGGUGUCGGUGUUUUAGACGGAAUCUUAUAUGCUGUAGGAGGACACGAUGGUCCUUUGGUUAGGAAGAGCGUAGAAGCCUUUAAUCCAGAUACUAAUCAGUGGACUCCAGUUAGUGAUAUGGCCCUUUGCCGUAGAAAUGCAGGUGUGGUAGCGCUCAAUGGUCUUUUAUACGUGGUGGGUGGGGACGACGGUUCAUCGAGUCUAGCGUCUGUAGAAGUAUACUCCCCAAGAACCGACAGUUGGUCGACUCUUCCAACUUGCAUGGGUAUCGGCCGCAGUUACGCCGGAGUAGCAAUAAUCGACAAACCGAUGCCGUCCACGACAUCGAUGUGAGGGUUACAAUCCGCUGGGCAUACA
Messenger RNA from Megachile rotundata (alfalfa leafcutting bee), 2334 nucleotides. It is a transcript of the gene kel, whose product is annotated as kelch protein. NCBI's taxonomy places the organism in Eukaryota, Metazoa, Arthropoda, Insecta, Hymenoptera, Megachilidae. The record is from RefSeq and is a predicted model, not a curated record. Gene Ontology annotation, molecular function: protein binding.